GUGUUUUAGAAUAUUGAAAUAAUUAUUAAUUAUUCGAAGUAAAUGUGCAUUGUUGUUUAAAAGCAUCGUAGAUACACCGUCUCCCUCGAAAUUUACCUUCAGACUGACACGUUGUUGUCUUCUAUGAAAAUUUUUUUUAUUAAACAUUGUUUAUAUGACUUUCCAAACGUUGCGCAUGAGCAUAACACAUUUAUUACAAUAUAACUUGAUUAUAUUAUAUACUGUAUUCGCUUGAAGUUGCAACUAUCGCCUGCUGGUGAUCCCGGUGAUAACUAAGAAGAUGUUGGUUACACGAAAAGUAGACUUGUGAGCUUCUAUGUACUACAGCUGUAUUCUUUAAACAUAUCCAUGUGGUAUAUCUAAAGGUAACCGAGUUGGGGUUGUUCGCCGCGUCAAUAAUGGCGGUUUCCGGCGGCACGGCUAUCAAAGGAUAUAGAUAUGGAUAUAGACAUAGAGUCGACCGACUGCUAAACUGUGAUACAAGUCUGUGAACGCAACACGGAUAUAUCUUGAAAUAUUCGUCAAGGCAAUCGUUAUAUAUCACGUUUUUGCGAAGAGAAACGUGUUAGACAGACCUAAAGUUAGACAAUCAAAAACGUUUCUACGUUUCGUGGGAUGUGGUUCUUCCGCAUUUGUGAAUAGUCAAACAAUUUUCGAUGCGAGACGUAUGUAGUGUUUCUCAAAUGGAGUUGACUGUACAAUCGUGACUUUCGGCUUCGAACAGACUGACUGCAGUUUACACAACAUCUCAGAUUAAGUUUUUAACUGUUCCAUUUAAACGUGCGAUCCUUCCAUCAAAAUUACCAUAUCAUGGCCUCAUCAAAUAGAGGUAUUCAAAUUGGUUCGGCCUGGUAUCAAACUAAUAUUAAGCUAAGACCACAACAUCGUGGCAUACAUCUUGUUACCGAAGAAAUUUUAAAACAAAUUCCAGAACUAUAUCAGUUCUCUGUUGGUCUUUGCCAUAUACAGAUUCUUCAUACAUCAGCUAGUUUAGCAUUAAAUGAAAGCUGGGAUCCUGAUGUAAGAGAUGAUAUAGAAAUGAUGCUUAACAAAAUAAUUCCUGAAGGAUUAGACUAUAGACAUGAUUGCGAAGGUCCAGACGACAUGCCGGCUCAUGUAAAAGCAUGCUUUUUGGGAUCUUCAUUAAGCAUUGCAAUUACGAAUGGAAAGUUAGCUCUUGGUACAUGGCAAGGUAUUUGGUUUUGCGAACAUCGUGAUAAUGCAGGAAGUCGCAAAUUAAUCAUAACGUUGACCGGUUGUCUCAGGGAUUCAGCACGUACCCCUUUAAGUCCCGUCAGCCCUAUUGCUUCUACCAGCAGCUAGGACCAAUCACACCCCCAAAGGUGUGGCAAACGUCAGCUGCACAUAUCUACUUCUAGUAAUUUAAGCUAGCAGCUGCUUAAUUAAGAGUAGAAUCGAAGGAAGAGUGAGUGGAUACUAUGUAAACACAUAAGAACUGUAUAUAUAUAUAUGAAUCUUUAUAUUGAACAAAUUGCUGGGAAAUUGGAUUAAUUUUUAGAGUCAUACUUUAGAUAUUCGAUUAAAUCAUUACAACACCGUUAUACAAACAGAUAACAUUAUUUGUUAAUUUGAUUUUAUUGUUUUGUUUCUUUUUUUAAGAAUAAGGUACAAUCGAAAUGAAAUAUUGGGAUUUAUUAGCAACAAUAUCCCUUUGAGGAAGAUGUCUGGAUACACUACUUGGAACCUUAGUUCUUCCUCGCUUGUAUCAAACCCACCGAAUACUGUCGCAAAUAACGUUUGUCCCGAUAUCCAGUCAAGUCGAGUUGGCGAGUUUUCUGCAUUCGAGUCCGCAUUCGAGUCCGCAUUCGAGUCCGCAUUCGAGUCCGCAUAGAGAGGCACGCACAUAUUUCAAUGAUCAUACGUACAUGUAAUUAUUUGUGUUUAAUGUGAAAGUAAGAGUCGGUGCAUCAAAAGAGUAUCAUUGAAUUCAUUUAAUAAAAUUAAACAAGGUACAAAAGACAAAGUUGAAUGUUUAAUCUAGUAAUGAUAAAUUUGUGCAAUUGAUUGUGCAAUAGAUUGUGCAAUAAAGUGUUCCAUAAGAAAAGAAUCAUGAGAAAUAUAAGUUAUAUAUACUUUAGA
Messenger RNA from Polistes dominula (European paper wasp), 2100 nucleotides. RefSeq lists its product as uncharacterized. The record is from RefSeq and is a predicted model, not a curated record. Lineage: Eukaryota; Metazoa; Arthropoda; Insecta; Hymenoptera; Vespidae.